Messenger RNA from Rhagoletis zephyria (snowberry fruit fly), 1960 nucleotides. It is a transcript of the gene GlcT, whose product is annotated as ceramide glucosyltransferase. Lineage: Eukaryota; Metazoa; Arthropoda; Insecta; Diptera; Tephritidae. Gene Ontology annotation, biological process: glucosylceramide biosynthetic process. Gene Ontology annotation, cellular component: membrane. Gene Ontology annotation, molecular function: ceramide glucosyltransferase activity. The record is from RefSeq and is a predicted model, not a curated record.
CCGUCACUUCGUAUUAUUACUCAUAAUAUUAACGCUUAUGUACGUAUAAGGUUCAAGUGAACUGCAUGUCUCAUAUAAAUUUUAUAGGCUCUGUGAUAUAUUGAUAUAGGAAAGAAACUUACAUUUCGCAGAAUUAAUUUACCUACAAAACAUAGUAUAUAAACCAUCCAAAUUCUUAUAAUUGACUGCGUGCAAGUACCUUGUGUACACAAAGAUUUCACCGAAAUAUGAAACAUAAAAUCAGUAAAUAUAAACAAAACCACAAAAUAACUACAAAAAAUCAGCAUCUCAAACCAUAUCAAAUUUAUAUGCACAAUCGGAGAAUAAGCUCAAAGCGAUCAUCGUGGCUUAUUCUUUGAAAAAGCAACAUGUCACAUUUACCAAACCCGCUAUAUGGUUUCGCAAUUUGUCUACUUGUGUUCUGGUGUGGAACUUGGUGUGUUCAUCUUUUGGCCAUUUGCUACGGAAAAUUUAAACUUCACAAGAAAUCGUGCAAUUAUCCAAAUGAAACCCCGCUGCCUGCAGUAUCUAUUCUAAAACCACUCAUGGGAACUGACCCAAAUUUGGAGCAUAAUCUUGAGUCAUUUUUUAAAAUGGAUUACCCAAUGUAUGAGUUGUUAUUUUGUAUAGAAGAUAGCGUUGACCCAGCUAUUAAUAUUGUACAAAGUUUAAUGACGAAAUAUCCUCAAGUGGACGCCUCAUUGUACAUGGGUGGUUCGAAGGUUGGUAUUAAUCCAAAAAUUAAUAAUAUGCAGCCUGGUUAUGCAGCUGCUAAAUAUGAGCUGAUUAUGAUAUCGGAUAGCGGCAUUAAAAUGAAGAAUGAUACUCUCCUUGAUAUGGUAAAUAAUAUGACAGACAAGUAUGCGCUUGUACAUCAAAUGCCGUUUACAUGCGACCGCGAAGGCUUUGCUGCUACUUUUGAAAAGAUAUUUUUCGGUACAGUACAGUCUCGAAUUUACUUAUCUGCUGAUAUUUUAGGCAUCAAUUGCCAUACUGGAAUGUCUUGUUUGCUACGAAAAUCAGUAAUUGAUGAACUAGGCGGAUUAAAAACAUUUGGAUGUUAUUUAGCUGAAGAUUUCUUUAUCGCUAAAGCAAUACGGGAUAAAGGAUGGAAAAUGCAUAUAAGUAAUCAACCCGCAUUGCAGAAUAGUGGCAUAUGUGAUAUAAACAGUUUCCAAGAACGCCUCAUACGCUGGGCGAAAUUGCGCGUGGCCAUGGUACCGACAACAAUACUGCUAGAACCGCUCUCUGAAUGCAUGGUAUUGGGCGCCUUAGCCUCGUGGUCGGCGUCGCUAUUAUUCAAUUGGGAUCCAUUAGUAUUUUACUUAGUGCAUGUACUCACGUGGUUUCUAUCAGAUUGGAUAUUACUCUCCAUAGUGCAGAACGGUUCACUAUCGUUUCACAAGUUUGAGUUCGUUAUUGGUUGGCUGUUUAGAGAGAUAAGUGGUCCUUACUUAUUUCUGCAUGCGCUUUGGAAUCCAGCUAUCAGAUGGCGAAAACGAACUUACAAACUUCAAUGGGGUGGAGUCGCUUACGAAUUACCGUCAAGUAAUACAAAUAUGAGUACAAAACGUUUAUUAGUAUCAUAGCAUAAGUUGUCGAUGCCAAAAUAUCAGCAUGCUUAUUUCAAAACGCUAAAGGGCAAUAAAAAUGCUUGUUUUUGUAAAGCUGGGCGCGCUUGUUUAGGGAUAGCAUUGAUUUAAGGUGUGUUUUGGUAAAUAAUUACUUCUGUAAGAAAAUGUAUGAAGUGUUAGUAUAAGUAGUCUAGUCGUAAAUUUUAUAAUUUAUGUAAUAAUGAAAUGUAUCAUAUUAAUUAUUAACGCUAAAAAAACAAAGCAUAUCAUUCUUAAAAAUGCUAUAAAGAAAUAGUGUAUCAGUUAAAAUUAUAUUCAAUUGAGAAAAUUCAUAAGUCAAUGUAUAAUACAAACAUGGCUCUGUGUCAUCUUGUUUUGUAUUUGUA